This is a messenger RNA of Morus notabilis, 2437 nucleotides long. RefSeq names its product nuclear pore complex protein NUP58. NCBI's taxonomy places the organism in Eukaryota, Viridiplantae, Streptophyta, Magnoliopsida, Rosales, Moraceae. Gene Ontology annotation, molecular function: structural constituent of nuclear pore. Gene Ontology annotation, biological process: nucleocytoplasmic transport. The transcript is spliced from 7 exons. The coding region runs from base 227 to 1861 and encodes 544 amino acids. The record is from RefSeq and is a predicted model, not a curated record. Gene Ontology annotation, cellular component: nuclear pore.
UUGUUCUUGAACUUGUUCUUCUUCACCAAACCCUCGCAGAAGAAGGGCGAGCGUUUCUCUCGCAGUUUCGCUCCCUCCUUUUUUUCCCUCCCCUAGGGGUUUUCAAAAAAAGAGGAAUUUUAUCCAAAACCUCAAUUCGUAAUCCACAACAAAAAUCCCUCAAAAAAAAAAAAAAAAAGAAGAAGAAGAAAACUCUCCCACAUUUCAAGAAAACCAGAACACAACAAUGGCGUUUCCGCUCUUCUCCACCCCACAACAACAACAACAACAAACGCCUCCGACGUCGUUGUUUCAGCCUCAGCCGUUUCAACAAAGCAGCCCCUUUUUGUCUCAACAACAACAACAACAAACGCCACAACCUUUUCAAACACCAACACAACAACCUCAGCAGCAGCAGCAACAACUAAUACUACUACAACAACAACAACAACAGCAACAACAACAGCAGCAACAACAACAACAACAACAACAACAACAACAACAACAACAACAACAACAACAACAACAGCAACAACAACAACAACAGCAUCAUCAACAACAACAACAACCUCAGCAGCAGCAGCAACAGUUGUUUCUGUUCACAAACGACAAGACUCCCGCGACUUACGGCACCAAGUGGGCCGAUCUCCAUCCCGAUUCCCACAAAAUCCUUCUUCAGAUCGAGGAGCGGAUUCUGGAGUAUAGAGAUGAGAGCCAGAGGCUUGAUCAGUGUAGUCGGCUUUACAAUUCUUCGGUUUCCAAUGAUGGAUUUGAGCAGGAUGCAAGCCAUAUUGUCCAGGAACUUGGCGGAAUCAGUACUGCUAUGGAAAGACAGAAAUCUUUGUUGCAUGAGCUAAUGGCCUCUGUGAAAGAUAUGCUGCGGAACACUGAGGUUGCUGUUCGUUCUUUUAUGAUGCUACGUCCAAGGUUUGUUCAUCCAAAUAUAGGAGGUGGUUCUAUUGCCACUGCGCCUUCACAGCUUCCUGGAGCAACAGUACCACCCGGUUCAAGUGGUCAAUCAACUGCCACCUCUAUAGUGCCAGUCUUUGAUUUCUACAACGGGAUUCCCCGGAAACCUUCUCCUUUUCUACAGCAAACAGUUGCUAGAUUUGAGAAGUACCUCUGCCAGUGUCGCCAGUGGAUCGAAGAGUUAGAGCAGUUGCUCCUCUUAGAUUCUGAAAAGAACUCUUGCAAUGGUGCAUCUUUGUUGCAGUCUCUUCCAAAAGUCAUGUCAAAUGUGCAUGACUUUUUUGUUCAUGUGGCUGCUAAGGUUGAGAGCAUUCAUCAAUAUAUUGAAUCCAUGAAAGCAGCUUAUCUUGCUGACCAGCGGCGUCGAGGGGAUGUGAAUGAUCCAUUUCUUGAGGCCGAUCGAAGGGAAACAGCAAGACAAGAAGCUGCUGCUAAGAGGGUACAUCCAACUUUGCAUUUGCCUGCGAAUUCACAACCAUCAACUCAAGUUGCAGGAUUGCUUGCUAGUUCAGCUAGUCAAGGGACAUCAACUGCACCACAGACAUCUGCAGCGACUACUGCAGCAUCAUCUGGGAGUGGGUUCUCACUUUUUAGUACACCUGCUGCUCCAUCGACCUCCAUGUUAUCUUCUCUGUUUACAACACCAACUGCUUCCGCUCCAACAUCUUCUCUGUUUGGAACAUCUUCUGCUAAACCUGUGACAUCUCUUUUUAGUACUUCAUCAUCAUCUUUUUUUGCGUCUUCCACCCCUUCCCUUCUCGGUAGUACUACUCCUGCUUUUGCUACUACCACUUCUGCUGGAGGUUCACUAUUUUCAUCACCAUUUGCUUCUGGUGCUGCAUUAUCAACUGCGACUAGCUUCGGACCUGCUUUGAAAUCGUCGAAGCCUAAAUCUCGAACUGGACGACGCUAGUCAUAACAACUCCAGGAUGUGAAAUCCACAGGCCACUUUGUUUAUUGGAUCUUGAAUUUUUCUUAGUUGAGUUAAAGAAAAUCAAGUUUGCAUUUGAGAUGCUGCUGGCUCAUUCUGGCUCAUGAAGUCGAAGUUGCCUCAGUCUAUUUGUUCCUCAAACUUCCACAAGAUGCCCAAAGGUUCAAGUUAGUGCAACAUUCCAUGGUGCAAUCUAUUUUCGCGUUUCUUCAGAUGUGAUUUCCCACAGGGCAAAAGAUGCAGUCCAAUCGUGGCAGAUGUAACGUGUCAAAUAAUUGCCUAUAGUUGUAGAUUCGAUGUAGAAUUUUCUCCAUUGUCGAAUUUUUUGCUUGCUAAUUGGCUUAGGCAAUCAUGCUCUUCACCUCAAAAUGAUCACUAGUAUUUCAGCUGGUUUGACCUCCAUUGGCAAAACCAUCAGAUAAUGUCCUUUGGUAGGACUAUAAUUGUGAUGCAUCUUUUAACGGCCCUUUUUGGCUGUUUUCUUUUUUGGGUUCAAAUUCUUUUCGACAUACUAAUUAGCUACUUCUAUGUAUCAGCUGAUAUUGACAUUCAUUGAGA